Messenger RNA from Alnus glutinosa, 1400 nucleotides. RefSeq names its product inosine triphosphate pyrophosphatase. Gene Ontology annotation, biological process: nucleoside triphosphate catabolic process. Lineage: Eukaryota; Viridiplantae; Streptophyta; Magnoliopsida; Fagales; Betulaceae. Bases 214 to 921 code for a protein of 235 amino acids. The record is from RefSeq and is a predicted model, not a curated record. Gene Ontology annotation, molecular function: nucleoside triphosphate diphosphatase activity. The transcript is spliced from 8 exons. Gene Ontology annotation, cellular component: cytoplasm.
AACCAUCAAACUAAAAUGGAGAAAUAGAGAGAGGAUUAUUGUCCGGAAUAGCGAGGCGGUUACUUCGGUUUUAGUAGAGCAUUCAAUUCUGGUAGUGCGCGAGCAAUCAAGGUCACAACCCUUUGGCCUCUGUGCCUCACUCAGUCAGUCCACCCACAAUUGUUCUUUUCCCCUUUAUCAAAUCCAAAGAGAAGAAGAAGAAAAAGCGGUAAAAUGGCCGCCGCCGCCGCCGCAAGAGCAUCGGGUUUGAUGGUGUCACGGCCGGUGACCUUUGUGACGGGCAACGCCAAGAAGCUCGAGGAAGUCCGAGCCAUAUUGGGAAACUCCAUUCCUUUUCAGUCCCUCAAGCUUGAUUUGCCAGAAUUGCAAGGCGAGCCUGAAGAUAUCUCCAAAGAGAAGGCUCGCUUGGCUGCCAUUGAGGUGAAUGGGCCGGUGCUGGUGGAAGACACUUGCCUCUGUUUCAAUGCUCUAAAGGGUCUACCUGGUGUGUCAACUUUCAUGACUCUAGAGGUUUCGACUUUGGAGUUGAGUGAUUCUUUCUCCCUUAUCCUUUUUGAUCCUUCAAAUUGCUGUUCCAACAAGUGGUUCCUGCAGAAGAUUGGCCAUGAAGGUCUGAACAAUCUGUUGAUGGCGUAUGAUGAUAAAUCAGCUGAUGCUUUGUGUGCAUUUUCUUUUGCUCUUGGGCCCAAUGCUGAACCAAUUACAUUCCUGGGGAAAACUCCGGGGAAGAUAGUUCCUCCAAGGGGACCUAAUGAUUUUGGAUGGGAUCCUAUUUUUCAACCUGAUGGCUAUGAGCAAACAUAUGCAGAGAUGCCAAAGGAAGAAAAGAAUAAGAUUUCUCACCGCUCAAGGGCCCUUGCUCUGGUGAAAUCUCAUUUUGCAGAAGCUGGAUACACUUUCCAGAAAGACUCCUCUGUCUGAGGGAGGCACAGUUUUUUCUUGUUGCCAUUGCAUGAUGGAUUUUUUUACAACUGCAAGCGAUUCAUCUCAGCAUUAGUGCUUUUAUCCUAAAUGUUCUAGAAUUAAGUGACCCAAAAAAAAACUACAUGAGAAUAAAUUAGAGCUUGCAGCUGUCAUGGCUUCAAGAUUGUUUGACAAGGUUAAGUAGAUAAGGGAAGUGCUUAUAAAGGUCGACAAAGAGAAUUAAGACUAUUGCUUAGAGGGAUGUAGAGAGGUUUGCAACGUUUGAGUUAUUGACAAGUGCUAAUUUAGGGUGUUAAGCUUAUGGGAUUAAGAAACAUGCAAAAUGGUAAAAACAGAAGUAUAAAAUCACUUUAGUAGCACAAGGCCCUUUGGGGUGGUCAAACCACCGCCCGCAGAGGCCAGUGGCCAGGGACAAAAUUACUAUUUAUGGUUUGCCUGUAUUUUUUAUAAGAGAGAUGUUAUUUUUUCCUUUUUAA